UUUGCUUAAUUUCGCUUGCAGAGUUAUCCCCAUGGGUCGGGUUUUUAACCGUAGACUGGAAAGACAGCUUAGUGGUAGGUCAAACCCGAAAUCAAAGAUAACCCUAGGGAGUGAAUUGCUGGCUGACCUAGUAGUCUGGGAACAGUUUCUCACGCGAUUUAACGGGAUUCGGGUCUGGCGUACCCCUCCCAUGUCUAGCCAGUUACUGCACCUUUUCACUGACGCAGCUGGAUCGCACGGUUACGGGGCCUAUUUCCAGGGAGAGUGGAGCGCGGAGCCCUGGCCGGAGUCCUGGGCCCCAGCAGGCCUUACUCGAAACCUGACUCUCCUGGAGCUAUUCCCCGUGGUCUUGGCGGUCGAGCUGUGGGGUGGGAAGUUGUCGAACGGGACUGUUGUGUUCUGGACAGACAACAUCAGUGUGGUUUUUGCGAUCAAUAACUUGUCAGCCACCUCAGCAAAGGUCAUUACCUUGCUGCGCCACCUGGUGUUGCGCUGUCUGGACCUUAACAUCCAGUUCCAGGCCCGUCAUGUCCCGGGCGUUAACAAUGUUGUAGCUGACGCCCUGUCACGAUUCGAAUGGGUGACAUUUCGCAAGUUAGCCCCCACAGCUGCAGCCGUGGGUUUACGCUGUCCUGAUUUCCUUUGGCAGCUCGUCCUUCCUGGAUAGCCUUACUGCCGUUGGUCCGCUCCUCCUUAGCACCAUCCACUUGGCACGCCUAUGCCCGCAUGUGGUCUGAAUGGGACAAUUUCUGUGCGUCCAGGGGAGCCGACGCUGCUCAGGGGUCUAGGGACAACUUACAUGAUUGGCUGGCACUACCCCCGGGGUGAAGCGAAUCUGGAUUGUGGGCCACUCCUUUGUCCACUGGGCCUCCCUACGCUGUGCGUCCCUCCCAUUUGGCCAAUCCCUAGGUCUCC
Molecule: messenger RNA, 915 nt
Organism: Bombina bombina (fire-bellied toad)
Lineage: Eukaryota; Metazoa; Chordata; Amphibia; Anura; Bombinatoridae
Exons: 2
Coding region: 32-667 (211 amino acids)
Source: RefSeq, a predicted model, not a curated record